GACUCAUCGUGACUCUGGCCAAUCGUGGGAGGCCAGAUUCAGGGAGGGCGUGUUUAGUGUACUGUAUUCGUGCUGGGUACGUCGUGUGCGUGUGCGUGCGUGCAUGUGUGUGUGUGUGUGUGUGUGUGUGUGUGUGUGAGCAGGAUGAGGUUGGAAUAACGGAGCGGCUGCUUGGACAUCUGAUGUGGAGGUUUUCCAUUCCUGAUCACCAGCUUCACGACUGAAUGGAUGCCUUUUUUUUCAGUGGGAUUCUCAUCUUCUAGAUCUAUUAAACAUUUUUGUGAACUCUUUGGGAAUUUGGUGCCAAUCCUAGGAGUUGACUUUGGAUUCUUUUAAACGGAUUUGUGGGUAUUAUUGGAUUUUUAGGAGCAUUUUAGUAAUCGGAUGCGCAACUUGUAGCCAAGUUCAGAUGAGUCCUUUCUGACAGCAGAAAAGCAUUCUUGCUGAGAUUGAUGAGCUUUAUAAGGCGGUUCGGUGACGCGAAACCGGGCCGCUUCAUCAUUACGCACCGCCGACGCGUAAACCCCUUCGUUCACACGUCCAGCACCCUGCAUCAUGUCUUUAAGCAGAAGCAUCGAGUGGGAGCACUUUGAGGAGAGGGAGAAGGCACCACGUUCGGGUCGCGGAUGCGCAGCCGGAUCUCGUUGCGCGUCCCGGGGAAACGGGAACGGGUACGGGUCCGUGGCGAGUCCCGCGCACAGCGCGCACUGCAGCUUCUACCGGGCGCGCACCCUGCGCUCACUCGCUGCCGAGAAGAAGGCGCGGAAAGUGCGCUUCUACCGCAACGGAGACCGCCACUUCGAGGGCUUGGCGUACGCUGUAUCCGGAGACCGCUUCCGCUCUCUGGACGCGCUGCUCGUGGACCUCACGCGCUCUCUGUGGGACGGCGCGAGCUUACCGCAGGGAGUGCGCUGCAUUUAUACUAUAGACGGAGCGAGGAAGGUCACCAGUCUGGACGAGCUUGUAGAGGGUGAGAGCUACGUCUGCGCCUCCAACGAGCCCUUCCGCAAAGUGGACUACACCAAAAACGUCAACCCCAACUGGUCGGUGAACGUUAGGGCAGGCACAUCGCGCUCCCUCUCCUCUUUACCCAUACUAAAGAACGAGCUGAGGGAGCGAGAAAGCAAGGACUUCAUCCGGCCCAAGCUGGUGACGGUGAUCCGGAGCGGCGUGAAGCCACGCAAGGCCGUGCGCGUCCUCCUGAACAAGAAGACGGCACACUCGUUCGAGCAGGUGCUCACGGACAUCAGCGACGCCAUCAAGCUGGACUCGGGAGUGGUGAAGAGACUCUACACGCUGGAGGGGAAGCAGGUCACGUGUCUGCAGGACUUUUUUGGCGAUCACGACGUGUUCAUCGCGUGUGGUCCGGAGAAGUACCGCUAUGCUCAGGAUGAUUUUUUGUUGGAUCAGAGUGGUAAGGCUUGUGCAGCCUUUCUGAAUGAGUGCCGUGUGCUGAAAUCUUCCUGUACUUCUCGCUCCACUACUCCAGUGAGGUCCAGUGGCAGUAAGAGUCCGGCAAGGCACAGCAAAUCUCCUGGAUCAGUGAGGAAAAAUUCUCCGUACUUGUCCGCCAGCAGUCAGUCUCCAGUCAAAUCCCCAGUUAACGGAGUGGUUCCCAGUCUGAGUCAGAUUUCCACCCCCAAAUCCACCAAGUCCUCCAACUCGUCCCCCACGAGUCCCCGCAGCAUGCGAAACUUCAAGUUUAGUUGCAACAAGCGGACGGGGGCCGCCUUCCAUCUUUCUGUGAAGAUCCCGACUCAUCACUCGUCAGUGUCUAACGUGAGCGUCUCCUCCGAGCAGCAUCAGCCUCAACACACUGACAACACCAGCCCUGAGGUUAAUGGAAACAGAAACCAUACAGCCUCUGCCAUCGUGGAAAAGUACAAAGUGGGGAAAGUUAUCGGUGAUGGGAAUUUUGCAGUGGUAAAGGAAUGUGUUGAACGGUCCACUGGAAAGGAGUUCGCCUUAAAGAUCAUUGAUAAGAAUAAAUGUCGAGGCAAAGAGCACCUGAUCGAGAGCGAGGUGGCCGUACUAAGGCGAGUCAAACACCCCAACAUCAUAAUGCUGAUGGAGGAAGUGGACACGCCCUCUGAGCUCUAUCUCGUCAUGGAGCUGGUCAAGGGUGGAGAUCUGUUCGAAGCCAUCACGUCGUCUACGAAGUACACCGAGAAAGACGCCAGUUCCAUGGUGUACAACCUGGCCGCUGCUCUUAAAUACCUGCACAAGAUGAACAUCGUGCACCGAGACAUCAAACCCGAAAACCUACUGGUGUGCGAAUAUCCAGACGGCACCAAAUCUCUGAAGCUGGGGGACUUCGGUUUGGCGACGGUGGUGGAAGGACCGCUGUACACCGUGUGUGGGACCCCAACUUACGUCGCCCCGGAGAUUAUAGCAGAGUCGGGGUAUGGUAUAAAGGUGGACAUCUGGGCAGCAGGUGUGAUUACCUACAUCCUGCUGUGUGGCUUCCCACCUUUCCGGAGUGAGAAUAAUGCGCAGGAGGAGCUGUUUGAACAGAUCCUGCAGGGCCGUGUGGACUUUCCCUCUCCGUACUGGGACAACAUCACUGACUCGGCCAAGGAGCUGAUUGGCCAGAUGCUUCAGGUGAACGCUGAGAUGAGGUACACGGCAGAAGAUAUUUUGUGUCACCCUUGGGUCACGGACGACGCUGCAGUGGAUAACAACAUGAAGAUGGAGGUGAUGGGGAAGCUCAAGAAGCACUUUACGUCCGCACAGAAAGAGGGCAACACCACCGCCGGAGUGUCUGUUAUUAUGAACACAGCUCUAGAUAAGACAAAGCUGCAGCUGUGCCGUCGCAGUCAGGGGAACAGCGCCGCCCUGUCUGAAAGGGAAGGAGGAUUGGUACAAAACCGCUUUGAGAAGAAAUGCCCCUCUGGUUUAUCAGAGGACACUAAAAGCCCUGGAGCCGCCCCUCUUCAGGCUUUUCCCUCCCUCUCGCCCUCCUCUGAUGCCCCUCCCCUGUCGUCCACCCCACCCUCUCCUCAGUGCAAUGAAGAACCUGGCGAAGAGCGAGCUUUCGAGCGGGAGGAAUAGAUCCGCUUAGAACAAGAACAACAACCUGGAGAGGAAGGAAGACUGACAAAAAUAUAUACAAUACAUGUUCCGUCGAUUGAAAUCCAUUCCAGCUUUUGGCUUUUUCUGGAGCUGUUGCUUCCUAACAAUUUUUUUUUUCUUUACUCUUUUUGGAAACAAAAAAAGAGAUAUAAUGAUGUGAAUUUUAAAGGCCAUUGAAUUUUUUAUAUUGAAAUGUAAACACUGAAUUCAUAGCAUUGAAAUAUAUUACUUCAAAAAAACACAUCUAUUUUAUCUAUUUAUUUUUUUUUGGUAGUUAUUUGUACCCCUAGUGUUCACAAAUUCAUACUCAAUAACCAAUCAUUAUAGUUCAAUGCUAUAAAUUCUGUGGUGUUUAAAUUUCUUUAAUAAGAAUUCAGUGCAACUUUCAAAUCUGUUUCCGUACACUCUCAAUGCUGGAGCUGCUCGAACAUUCCUGAUUCAUUAAGGGCUUUCCAUUCCAUUCCAACCGCUUAUUCGACGCAGGGUUGCGGGGGAAGCCUGGAGCCUAUCCCAGGGAACUCGAGACACAAGGCAUGGGACUCUCUGGAUGGGGUGCCAGCCCAUCGCAUGGCGCAAUCUCAUACACAUUCACACACUACAGACCAUUUAGAGAUGCCAGUCAGCCUACAAUGCAGGUCUCGGGACUGGGGGAGGAAACUGGAGUAUCCAGAGGAAACCCCUGAAGCAUGGGGAGAACCUGCAAACUCUGCGCACAUAGGGCAGAGGCAGGAAUCAAACCCCCAACCCCAGAGAUGUGUAGCAAACAUGCUAACCACUAAGCCAUUAAGCCAGUCACAAUUCCAGUCCCUCCAGUCAGGGAUGGAUUAAUAAAUCCUGAUUCCCUGGGCAGGAAGCUAAGCAGUGACCUAACCCGCCUUGUGUCAACACUUCACCCUGGUGGUGGUUGUAUAACAGUGUGGGGAAUAUACAAAUUCGGCCCCUUAAUGUAUGUAGCCCUUACCGUCCUACCCCACAACCCAAUACAUGCAAAAUAAACACAUACAUUACUACAUUACAUGUCUAUUAUGAGAAUAUGAGUAGUCUCUUUAGUACACAGAAGGCAGUCUAACAUUAUGUAUCUGGUUUUCUUUCUCGUUGUUGUUGUUUUGUUUUUUUUUUACCUCCCAAUCUUGUUGACUAAAUUGUCUAGCUUUUUAACAAGCUCUAACCAGCAGUGACAGCGAGUUCAUUUUUAAUCUGAUCCAUUUGGGGAAAGUCGUUGUAUUCUCUUUCCUUUUUAAGUAUUUUUAUCAUCAGCACACUUUUACAAAUACUUCGAGGUUUAUUUUUUUUCAAUCUGUCUAUCUAGCUUGAAGUGCACUGAACUUAUUGCCAUGUAUAUGGCACGUUCGAGACGGCUUGUGCUGUGUGACACAGUGCUUUAUUAUGCUGGAAUGUUAACCAUUGUAACAUGAGUAAAUCAUGGCCAUAAAGGGAUAAUGAUAAUGAGUCUUUAUUGAUCCUAUACAUAUGCACAGUGAAAUUCUUUUCUUCGCAUACCCCAGCAUGUUAGGAAGUUGGGGUCAGAGCGCAGGGUCGGCCAUGAUACAGCGCCCCCUGGAGCAGAGAGGGUUAAGGGCCUUGCGCAAGGGCCCAACAGUGGCAGCUCGGCAGUGCUGGGGCUUGAACCCCCGACCUUCCGAUCAAUAACCCAGAGCCUUAACCACCACUGGUUUUCUACUGGUUUGUAUGAAGGGGCCCAAUUUGUGCCCAAAAAACAUUCCCCACACCAACACACCACCACCACAAGGCAGGUUCUUUCCAAGGCUUCAUGCUUUUGAGGACAAAUUCCGACCCUGCCAUCUUUAUAUUGAGCACUAUAGCGCACGCUCCAGGACUGACACCCUAAAAAUGUUAAUGCUUCACUUUGAGGUUCAUUUACCGAAUAUUAUUUAUUACAUUAAUUAACGAAAACAAACCCCACACUUAAAACAUAAACGAUUUUUUACAUCAUGGAAACGUUAAGAAAGCCGCAAACCAAUUGAAAGAGCCGAUUACAGGUGUAAAUAUUGGCACCCACCAUUUAGCCUCACUGAAUAAUUUGCUAUAAUACAAAUAUUAAUGGCUUCUAACUAAUUCUGGUGUAUUAAAGCUGAAGUUGGUUUCUUCCUGCUAACUAAUGCAAUAAAUAACGUUACUCUAGGGAACCUCGCUACCAUUAAAAACACUACAUUCGCUGUUUAAGUAAAAAAAAAAAAAAAGUAUUACAAAAAAACCCCGCUUAAUUAAUGGGAUUUGUAUCUGUGGCCUCCAGCUGUGCUGUCAGCGCUGCACAUCUGUCUGUGGCAUGUCUACAUUCCCCGAGGGAGUGUGAGACGAUUUUGUAGUAUGAGUGUAUAUACGCUGUGUUUGAGCGUUGAAAGACGAGCGUCUGCCUUUAGCACGUAUUUGAGUGUUUUUAUUUAUUUUUUGCGAAUCGAUGAGCGUGAGCGGCUGCGUUUAGUGUGAUUAUGAGUAGUGAGUGUGUGAGUGAGGGUGUGUGUGUGUGUGUGUGUGUGUGUGUAUGUGUGUGUGUGAGUGUGUGUGUUUGGACUAUUAGUAAACUUGAAAAUGGGUUUCAUUUUUCUCGACUGUACAAGAAGAAAUGAGACAUUCGCCUUGGAAUAAAUAAUGUGAAGGGCUGAUUGUGGGUUAAUUAGAAGGUUAAUUAGAAGGUUAAUUAAGAAGUUAAUUAGGAGGUUAGCGCCUCUCUGCUGUAAUAUGCUGUAAUUCCACAUUAGUUCUGCUCUCAUACCUUCAUGUUGGAAGCAUGGUGGUGUUUUUAUCAGCUCUUUGAUUUUUUUCUUCUUCUUUUUUUUUUUUUUGCUAAUGUAUUUAGAAAGAUAAAGUUGCCUCUUAAGCUUCUCUACUUUUUACUUGAGUCUUUUCGCUUCUCUGGAUAAACAAGGAAACACUGACGCAUGAUAUAUUCCUGUAUCUGAAUAUAAACUCCUUUUCUCUGAGACACACACACACACACACACACACACACACACGUUCAGCAAUAAUCCUUAUUCCAUUCAGCAUUAUAUUCAGUGUAUUAGUUCUGCUGUUGUAAGAAACCUCACACACUGCAGCUUUGAAACAAUCUGUUCCUCAAAACAGUUUCAUCUAGUGCAAAUGUUUGAGCUGGUUUAUUUUCAUUUCGGUUUCAGGCUUAUUGUGUUGUGCUUUAGUUUAAAGUGGCUUUGUGUUAAGGAGUCCAGGUGAAAUAAAGACGAAUAAAGUUCUUAUUGCA
Ictalurus punctatus (channel catfish) is the source of this 6289-nucleotide messenger RNA. It is a transcript of the gene dclk2a, whose product is annotated as doublecortin-like kinase 2a. Gene Ontology annotation, cellular component: microtubule cytoskeleton. Gene Ontology annotation, molecular function: ATP binding; protein kinase activity. Gene Ontology annotation, biological process: intracellular signal transduction; protein phosphorylation. The record is from RefSeq and is a predicted model, not a curated record. The transcript has 18 exons. Lineage: Eukaryota; Metazoa; Chordata; Actinopteri; Siluriformes; Ictaluridae. The coding region runs from base 556 to 3051 and encodes 831 amino acids.